Molecule: messenger RNA, 2247 nt
Organism: Apodemus sylvaticus (European woodmouse)
Lineage: Eukaryota; Metazoa; Chordata; Mammalia; Rodentia; Muridae
Gene: Fen1
Product: flap structure-specific endonuclease 1
Exons: 2
Coding region: 307-1449 (380 amino acids)
Cellular component (GO): nucleus
Molecular function (GO): manganese ion binding; 5'-3' exonuclease activity; DNA binding
Source: RefSeq, a predicted model, not a curated record
CUUCCCAGGAGGCUGUUCGCGCCUGGUAGAUCACGUGACGGGAGCGCGGGCUUUGGAAGGCUGUGAAGCUGGAAACGACUUCGGUUCGACAUUGAAAGAACGGGCUCGGGACUGUUCAGAGAACGCUGGGGACUCCAAACCACUGCCAGCUGCUGAAGCCUCGUGCACUCGAGGCGGGGUGAGGUCUCGAGGAAGCAUCUCUGAGAGCGGCGAGGGCAGGACCAGACAGCCCGGGGCUUGCGCCAUUCGCACUGCUACGAGCAUCUCUCUUCGCCUGUAGGAAGAAGCCAUCACCCCUGUGUUACCAUGGGAAUUCACGGCCUCGCCAAACUAAUUGCUGAUGUGGCCCCCAGUGCCAUCCGUGAGAAUGACAUCAAGAGCUACUUUGGUCGGAAAGUGGCCAUCGAUGCCUCUAUGAGCAUCUACCAGUUCCUGAUUGCUGUUCGCCAGGGUGGGGACGUGCUGCAGAACGAGGAGGGGGAGACCACCAGCCACCUGAUGGGCAUGUUCUACCGGACCAUCCGCAUGAUGGAAAAUGGCAUCAAGCCCGUGUAUGUCUUCGAUGGCAAACCACCGCAGCUGAAGUCAGGCGAGCUGGCCAAACGCAGUGAGAGGCGCGCGGAGGCCGAGAAGCAGCUGCAGCAGGCUCAGGAGGCUGGGAUGGAGGAGGAGGUGGAGAAGUUCACAAAGCGCCUCGUGAAGGUCACCAAGCAACACAACGACGAGUGCAAGCGCCUGCUGAGCCUCAUGGGCAUCCCGUACCUCGACGCACCCAGCGAGGCGGAGGCCAGCUGUGCUGCCCUGGCCAAGGCCGGCAAGGUCUAUGCCGCAGCCACGGAGGACAUGGACUGCCUCACUUUCGGCAGCCCCGUGCUAAUGCGACACUUGACUGCCAGCGAGGCCAAGAAGCUGCCCAUCCAAGAGUUCCACCUGAGCCGCAUCCUGCAGGAGCUGGGUCUGAACCAAGAGCAGUUUGUGGACCUGUGCAUCCUGCUGGGGAGCGACUACUGUGAGAGCAUCCGAGGCAUCGGGCCCAAGCGGGCGGUCGACCUCAUCCAGAAGCACAAGAGCAUCGAGGAGAUCGUGAGGCGGCUGGAUCCCAGCAAGUACCCGCUUCCAGAAAACUGGCUCCACAAGGAAGCCCAGCAGCUCUUCCUGGAGCCCGAAGUACUGGACACAGAGUCUGUGGAGCUGAAGUGGAGCGAGCCAAAUGAAGAAGAGCUGGUCAGAUUUAUGUGUGGUGAAAAGCAGUUUUCUGAGGAGCGAAUUCGCAGCGGGGUCAAGCGGCUGAGUAAGAGCCGCCAGGGCAGCACCCAGGGACGUCUAGAUGAUUUCUUCAAGGUGACCGGCUCGCUCUCUUCAGCUAAGCGCAAGGAGCCAGAACCCAAGGGGCCUGCUAAGAAGAAAGCAAAGACUGGGGGAGCGGGGAAGUUCAGAAAGGGAAAAUAAAUGUGUCGUUCCCUUCACUGUCCCUUGACCCCAGGAUAGCUGCUUUGUGCCCUCCCCUAGAGCAAUCCCCUCACCCUUGUCUUGAGGAGAGUUAGAGUUCAUUGCUUCCCAGCGCUGCCCUUCAGAGCUUUCUCUCUCCUGACCCUGUGGCAGGAAGGCCAUAGCUCUCUGCUUUUCCUCAUUUUUUAGCUCAGGAAAGAUAUCAGGCUCAAACCACUUCUCAGGUUAACAGACACUGUAGCCACUGUUCUGUGUAACUGCUAGCGACAUCUUAAGGAAGAACAAGAUUAAAGCAGGAAGAGUGUAUGGAGAUAAUUUCCCAGCUGGCCGGCUGGUGAGGCGAGAUGACCGUAGACCAUGACUGACUACUGCCCAUUCUGCUUUCACUGUGCCCUGAAGGACACUCAUCAGCCUGGGGUUAGCUGACCAGAGCUGCAGAGAGAGGCAAGCAGAGGGGAGUCUGGCUGACAACAGAUUUAAUACUGACUGACUGUUUUGUGGGCAGAAAUUGGAAUUUGCUGUCUGGUGAGUCCACUAGUUGUGCAGGGGAGUGAAAAAGCAGUGUUUAGGUUUUGGUUUGUAGUUUUUUGUUUUUGUCUCUCCCCUCUCCAGUGUUGGGAAUUGAACCCAGGGCAAAGGCAUUGAGUGUACCACUGACAUGUAGCUCCGAAUAAUGCUCUGACCGCCUUUCUGAGGCAAACAAUUGGAUUGAGGUUUGAGGAAAAGAAACUUGUUCAUGGGCUGUUUCUAUUUGAAAAGAUGUAAAGAAAAAAAAAACCAAUAAAAUUAUAAAAAUGA